AUGGACAAGGUCCAGUUGAUCAGACAUAGAUUGCUUGUAGCUCAAAGUAGACAAAAGUCUUAUGCUGAUAAGAGAAGAAGAGAUUUAGCAUUCACAAUUGGGGACAAAGUGUUACUACGAGUCUUCCCUAUGAAAGGUAUGAUGCGGUUUGGGAAAAGAAGCAAAUUGAGCCCCAGGUUUAUAGGAUCGUAUGAGAUACUAGACCGAGUGGGAGCUGUGGCUUAUCGUUUGGCACUUCCUUCUGAGUUGUCUUUUAUUCAUCUAGUGUUUCACGUCUCAAUGCUAAGAAAAUAUAUAUCGGACUCAUCUCAGGUGCUUGAAGUACCUAUUAUACCGAUUGAUGAGAAGUUGUCUUACAAGGAGGAGCCGAUGGCUAUUGUUGAUAGGCAAGUAAGAAAGCUACGGUCAAAGAAAAUUGAGUUCGUAAAAGUCUUAUGGCGAAAUCAUACAGUUGAAGAAGCUACUUGGGAAAUAGAAGAUGCUAUGCGAUCCAAGUACCCCCCAUUUGUUUCACUGUAUAGACGUACAAGUAUCACUCAGGAGGAGCUGAUUCUUUCUCCUGAGGAGCAAGUUCUUCAUAACAGUUAA
Nicotiana tabacum (common tobacco) is the source of this 588-nucleotide messenger RNA. RefSeq lists its product as uncharacterized. The record is from RefSeq and is a predicted model, not a curated record. Lineage: Eukaryota; Viridiplantae; Streptophyta; Magnoliopsida; Solanales; Solanaceae.